AUGGAUGCGGUGGUUCCGGUUGCUAGGGGCGGCGGCCGGGGCUUGAAGGCGGUGCAGAAUGCGCGGGAGCAGUGCUCCAACAUCUCAGGUGCCGAUGGCAGCUUUACACAGAGCAAGAAGACGGUGAAGGAGCAGCGGCUCUUCAACGCUCAGAACAAUGCUCAUGUGGAGACCAAGGUCAUCUCGGAACAGAAGCGGAAGACCACGCGCAAGGACGGGACAGUGGUGGUUACCGAGAGCAAAAGCCUCCGGAAGGUGUGCUACUUCUGA
Effrenium voratum is the source of this 270-nucleotide messenger RNA. The record is from the annotation of a GenBank genome assembly. Lineage: Eukaryota; Dinophyceae; Suessiales; Symbiodiniaceae.